AUGGAGCUCCCUUCUCAAACUUCAAACGUCAAUCCCGACUGGGAAGAAAUUAACGAAUGGGAUUCUGACGAUGAAUUUUCUAAAAACUAUACUAUUACUUCGGUCCACCACCUCACCGUCCUUGACGAUGUAGAUAUAUCUGAAGAUGAGGCGUAUGAAUGCAUUUCGGCUCAUUCCAAGCCAACGUUCGCCCAAGUUGUCAAAUCACCUUCAGACAAACACAAUAUCUCCGAUACGGAAGCGUCUGGUUCAAAGAGAAAUAAGAGUCAUAGACGCAAGUCGUCUCGAUACAACAGAAUAAGAGAUUCCAAAGAGAAAGCUCUCUCUGAACCUGAAGAUUUCGGAGGGUAUGGUGAUGAUGGUAAAAUAGCUGGAUCCAGCAAAUCAAAUGGAAGGAGACGAAUGACAGAUAAAGCACGUGGAUUGAAGCUAUACAAGCAAAUACUUACUCCAGAAGUACUUCCCUAUUCCGCCGGUGAUACAAACAGAGAUAAGGACUUCUGCUAUUAUAAGGCCUGCAAGAAGGUUGUGAGUGGUUCUAAAAAAGAUACAAGCUGCAAACCCUCCAGAAGGGAUAAUAAGAAGUUGGCAAAUGAAUUUUAA
Molecule: messenger RNA, 603 nt
Organism: Paraglomus occultum
Lineage: Eukaryota; Fungi; Glomeromycota; Glomeromycetes; Paraglomerales; Paraglomeraceae
Source: the annotation of a GenBank genome assembly